CCUUUACAGGUAACAGAGACUCAUAGAACCACCUGUACAGCCAAUAGGAGUGCAGCUGGUGAGCGUGCAGACCUCCCCUAAUGACCGGUUGCUAUGGGCUCUGGACAACAGAGGCAGUGUUCUGGUGAGAACCGGCCUCAGUGACGAGAUGCCAGUGGGGACGGACUGGGAGGCGGUGCCAGGGCUGCUCGUCACUCAGCUGGUUCUGAGCUGCAGGACAGUUCUGGUUCGAUGCCCUAACGGAGACGUGGCCAGGCGGUACGGCGUCUCAGACCGGAACCCCGCCGGAGAUUAUUGGAAGAAAAUACCUGGAAACACCAACUGGUUGACAGUGACUCCGGAUGACGAGCUGUGGGCGGUCACUCUGAUUGGUGGGUUGUCCCGACGUCUGACGAAGCUCCUCCCACAGACCCUCGGUAGACCUUCCCCCUCAGGCCCCUCCCUCAGCGGGGACGAUGACGAAUGGGAGCUCAUCUGAGGAGUGACAUCACUGAACGUGGUGGCUGCUGGGAGAUGGGACUUUAUUUUGAUUUCACCAAGAAAGCACUUUAUUCUGAAAGGACAUAGGAACUCGCUCUGAAGGACCGUCUUUAUUCCACUGGGAACCAGUUUAAAGAAUCAAACUGGUUCCACUGGUUACUUUAGGUACGUUCCUCAUGCUAACUAUAACUCAUAUAGUUCAGAUUAGUUUGACAUGUUAUCUUCAGGCUAACCAUCAAAAGUGAAAUAACUAGAGAUUAAAACAUAUUUUAAAUCUACAAACAUUUAGAUAUUUAAUCUCUGAUACUGCCUUCUGUCUUGUCUGGUUCCACUGGUUCCACUGGUUCCAGUGAUUAAACUAACCGGUGAAACUGAUUGUUUGUGGUUCUCCUCCCGGGGGACGGAUUAAUGAAAAUAUGUAAAAAUGUAAUUAAUGUUCUGUUGAAGUCGUUAAACUGAGAUUAACCCUGGAUUUAUAUGAAACACUUCCCACCUGUGCAGCUGUGGUGUAAGCUGAUUGGCUGCUGCAGACCAAUCAGAUUUCAGUGUAAACUCACCCGUAAAUCAAUAAACACGUAGAAACAG
Notothenia coriiceps (black rockcod) is the source of this 1065-nucleotide messenger RNA. It is a transcript of the gene tecpr2, whose product is annotated as tectonin beta-propeller repeat containing 2. The record is from RefSeq and is a predicted model, not a curated record. The coding region runs from base 149 to 478 and encodes 109 amino acids. Lineage: Eukaryota; Metazoa; Chordata; Actinopteri; Perciformes; Nototheniidae. The transcript has 4 exons.